UACUGUAAGGAAGCUUUAACUCUAUGGUGGCGUUCAGAGCUAAUACGUCCGUUGCGUCACUGUCUGUCUUUAUUUCCUGUGAAUAGCAUGGUGUAGAAAUCCAUUUCGACAUGACACGUUCCAAGCAGGUUGGGAAUCACAAGAGUGACAAGAAGAAAAAUAUCUCUAAGCUCUGGAAAACAAAGCGUCGGGUGAAGGAUAUAGAUCAGAUACACCAUGACCUACGUCCAGAGAAUGCCGAACGCCUACUGAAUCAAGAACUGGAUUAUCAACUUCCAGGGAAUGCUCAGCAUUACUGUCUACACUGCGCGCGAUACUUUGUGGACCUAAAAACGUUAAAGGAACAUUUCAGAACUAAAGUCCACAAACGCAGAAUAAAACAGCUUAAAGAGGAGCCAUACACCCAAGAGGAAGCUGAACGUGCAGCAGGAAUGGGUUCUUACGUAGCCCCCAAAAAACUGGAAGUUGAAACACAGGAGGUGGAGAUGAACUAAUACGUUUUAUGUGGACUUUAUUAUCCGACCCACUCCUUCUAACUGGUUUUGGACUACUACUUUUGUUUUUGCUGAUGCUUCUGAACAUUCUAACUUACAGUGCCAGUUUCUGGACCCUUAAAAAGGCCCAUGGUAGUUUCCCUAUUUAAUUAAUUCAGCCCCAACGUAACAAUAUUUGGUUCCUCAUGUAAAUUAUAUUUCCAUUGCUGUAUAAAGUGUUCAUACACAGCCCACCUCCCCUGUAGAGGGAUUGUGAAAUAAUAAAAACUGACCCUUUCAUGUGUCUUUA
Molecule: messenger RNA, 783 nt
Organism: Pelobates fuscus (common spadefoot toad)
Lineage: Eukaryota; Metazoa; Chordata; Amphibia; Anura; Pelobatidae
Gene: ZNF593
Product: zinc finger protein 593
Exons: 4
Coding region: 111-494 (127 amino acids)
Molecular function (GO): zinc ion binding; nucleic acid binding
Source: RefSeq, a predicted model, not a curated record